This is a messenger RNA of Caenorhabditis auriculariae, 5942 nucleotides long. The record is from the annotation of a GenBank genome assembly. Lineage: Eukaryota; Metazoa; Nematoda; Chromadorea; Rhabditida; Rhabditidae.
AUGGGUCCUUCCGACGCUUCGAGGAAUCGCGUCCUUCAGUGCUUGGCACUUUCAGAUACGGUUCAUGCCAUGAAUGCAGCCAUACAUUUAAUAAGUGCUGCCCGAAAUUUUUAUUAGUUUUCUAAGAGAAAUCUUGCAGUGAAUGGCUUGGCAGACCCUGUGGAGUGCGAUGCGCAAGGGACUUCUCCAUUAACACUGGCGCUGGCGACCGAAAACUUGCCCAUGAGUCAACUUCUCAUGGCUUUUGGUGCUGAUCCGAAGGCCAGGGACGUUUCGGGCGUUGUUCCGCAACACGUCGCACAGGGCCGUUGUAAAAGGUUUUCUGAGCACAAUUUGGUUCGCAGAAAAUUUUUUCGAGUCAAAAGAAUAUUGAAUAGAAAAAAUCGGCUUCACAGGGAAGCUCAUUUUUAAUUUUUUUUUUCUUUUAAUAAUUUUUUUAAAAACUGACGAUUUUCCGUUCUUUUAUUUUUCCAAAAGGAUAUUAUCAAAAUUCACUACAGGUUCCUCGAAGUCGUCGACGGAUUGAACGCGAAAUCCCGUCGCUUGGUUUUCAUUAUAAUCGAUUCACUCUACGCAUGCUCAGUAAGUCAGAAAAAGAAAAUUUCACUGAGUUUGAGUUUUCAAAGCAGCAAAAGUGAAGAAAAUUCAUGAUUUUUUUAAAAAUAAGUUUCUCUGUUGCUUAUGAAAUUUUUAAUUUGUUGAAGGAAGAAAGUUGAAAAUUUGUCGAAAAAAAGGAUUCAUAAAUCUUAGAGUUUGUCGAAUACGUUGGCUUUCUCUUUUUAGGGAAAAAAAUUUUUUUUAGGAUGAUGAUGAGGAAGAAGAGCCAAAAAGUAGGUAGACGGAGAACUCGAUCUGAAAGUGAUUUUCGCCCAGUCCUUCCAGAUGAAAAGGAAAAUCGCUGUUUUAGUGGUUUGUUUCAAAUUCCCUCUAUCAAAACUCGAAUAAAAAGGCUUUUGAAGUCGAAUAAUAUAUUUUAGGGUUGCCAAACACUUCUUCUUUCCAGUUCGACAGCGAUCUUUGUAAACAAUUUUGAUAAUUUUAUAAAAUUUGAUUUCUAAAUUAUAGCUUUUUGUAACUCCGAAUGCUCUCCAGAUGUCUUCUCGACGCCAGUGAAGAAAUUUGACAGAUCAGGUUCGAUUCGAUAGUUUUUUAUAUCUUGAAAUCUGUUUCAGUAGGCGAAACAAUGAAAAAGUGGAGUUUGGAGCUUCGUCAUCCUCUCUUGGAAAAGAAAAUUGAGGAACCCUUUUCUUCAAUGGAAGAAUUAACCGAUGUUUCAGAAAAACUUGGUGAGCUUAUAAUAAAAAGUUUGAAAAGUUAGGCGAAAUUUUUUUGAAAAAGCCUUUUCAAAGGUUUCACUAUAGGCGAAGAGAAGCAAAAAAAUUAAAAAUUUUUUUAAGAAAUUUAAAAAUUUGAAAAAAACUGUGUUUCAGCUUAUUUAAAGUUUCCAGGUCACUGUUUCUUUUUUUUUGAUUUUUACGCUAAAAAACUUCGAAACGCGACUGUAGAGGGAGCGUAAAAAAACGGUUGAAAUUCAAUCUGGUUUUUUAUACAGUCCUUCUAAGCAAGGUGGUAAGCGAAGUUUCACAAAACUUUCAUAUUCGCAUAGCCCUUUUUUGAGUUGGAGAUGGUUAUACCGUCAAAAUGAUCCUGUGGAACUCAGAUUGAAAGUGAUAAAAAUAACUAAAUUUUGGAGAGUCACAGAUAAUUUUUCAUUUUGCGGAAAUAUCUUCAAACACAGCUUAAAAAGAAAAACGUAUCAGUGCGAAUUUUGCAGACCAAGAUAGAAGGAAACGGAAAAGCGAUAUAUUCAUUGCUGAGUUGGACUCUGAAGCCAGUGUGGAAAGGCCUCCGAAAAGAAUUUCCUCGGUGAUGAACGACAGCGGGAUCUCCAUGGGAGAAGGCAUCGUUCCUGUAGAAGAUGUGGAGCUCCUCGAGAAAUCCGUCGUUGCCAUCGGUCAGAUCGAGAAUGGUCAUCUCCAGUCUCUAGUCUAUUUCAGAGGAAAAUGACGAUUUUGUCGAAGUCGCGCCGAAGAAGACAUGCCUUCAGAAGUGGCUUUCGAAAAAGGCUCCACUAGUCGAAGGUGUUCCUCCUUUGAUAUGUUUACAAUAUUUUCUUUUUUCCAGAAAAGUCCGAGGUCUGUGUUUUACCCGUAGAAGAAACGGAACAAUUGUCGUGUCAAAUCGAAGAUCUCAUUGACGAGAACUCUGCGGAUUCCGACAAGGAGAACGAUCCGACGACCUUGCCCGAAGAGGAGCGCAAAAAACUUGAACUUCGAGAGCUUCAGAAAAUUUGGAAGUUCGAUUAAUCUCUUUCUAGGACGAGCAAAGUCCAAGGGACCUUUCAAAGAUUCGACAGAAUUUUUUUAUAAUCCAAAGAGAAAAUUCUGUCCGUCGCGACUUGACAGUUUUCGAGUGUCUGCGUCUCUCUGUUCCCUCACCGGCGAGGUCAGAGAAACAUGAAAAUAGCACAGAAACAUGAGAGAGUCGCCGAGAGACGAGGAGGGCGCAGAGAAAAAACAGUUUCAAGUCGCGAAAAACGGAUUAUAAGCGCCUUUUUAUCACGUUUUCAAAGGAAAGGAACUUUUCUCGGUUUUUUUUGUAUCCCUUAUUUCGAACUUUUUUUCAAAACUUUCUUAUUUACUCGAAAUCGCGCUUCUUAUUUCAAAAAAGUCCCUUUGUCAGGUCCUUUUGACCUUGCCCGUGACAUCAGCAAAGACUUUUUCUUCCCUUAUAUGAUUUUCCUUUUAUUGAAACUCGCUUUAGUCUGUCGAAUGCUGACCUGAAGCGACAGCUCAUGGUGGCCGGAAUCAAUUCAAAUGACAUCCAAAUAAAUAAAGCGUGAGAUCAAGCUUCUUAAAAUAGUUUUCGUUUCGAACUUUUUUCAGGAAUCGCGACAAUUACGAAAAGCAUCUCUUGAAAAUAUUGGUCCUUGAGGGUCACAAAGUCGUCCAGAACAUUGCUGUGAGUGGAAUUGGCGGAGAAAUUCUGAUUUCGAAAAUAUUUGCUGGAUUUUCGCUUCAAGACCAUCAGGAAGGCUUUUUUCGCUUUUUUGAACAAGCCAGAAAAACAUUUCGAGCUAAUUUCAUACUUGUUUAAAUUGUAGACUUACGAUUGAUUAUCAUGUUUUUUAAAACUUUUUUAGCGUCGAACACAUAAAUUUAUUAUAUUAUUUUUGAAAGGAACGAAACUUUUGGAUGAGUACCAUUUCACGCUUCUGGUUCCCAACUUGGUAAAAGAAAAUUUUCCACAGAAACCAAAAUUUUUUGUGAUUCUUCUGGAUUUAAAUCAAAUGAGAAACAAGAAAACAGCCGGAAAAGUUGUUUAAAAGUUUUUUUUAAAUGGCAUUCAAGUCCAUUAAAGCGAAUCGGUAGUUUCGAACCACCUAUUUUAUAUUUUUUUGAAAAAUCAAAAAUUUUUUUGACAAUAAUGUUUUUUUGCGAACUUUGAAAGGUUAUUCAGAAAAAAUUAUUUCAAAUCUUGGAAGUUUUGAUUAGAAAUCAAACAUUUUUGACUAUUAAAAAAACUAAUAAGUCGUUUUUUUCUCAGGGGAAAAAAAGUACUCGAAACAGCUGGAAGCGACUUUGGAAAUCAUGUCCUCUAUGAAUGCGCCACAGAAAUCUUCGACCUGCAAACCCAAACUCGGCCUUCGUCUUGGCCGCAACACUGAUCAGAAGGUCCUUCUCAACCUAUUUUUUCAAGGAUAUUGAUAAAAUUUCAGCAUUUAAUAGAAAGCUCAAGAAAUCAGAAUUUUUUUUUUUUUUCUUUUCGAAAAACAUAUCUCCGAAAAUUAUUACCCAGCUUUAGGCACUAUAGAUAAUCCUAGACGUUUUAGCUCGAAACUGAUUAAAAAGUUAGUUUAAAAAUGUUUUUUUCAAUUCUUGAAACUCAUUUUGCGCAGGGACUUUGACGUGGAAAUACUUUGAUAAUUUCAAAAAAAGUUUUAAAUUUUUUUAGUUUUUUUCACUGAAAAAUUUAAUGUUGGAUUUGUCUCUCUGCGACUCUUUUGAAUGUAGUUUCACAAUAUUUUUCAAAAUCACCUCAUGCUUGUGACAAUAUUUAUGGCGUUUUCUUCAUUUCCCACCUUUUUGAACCUAUUUUUCGAGGUUCGAGAGAGGUUUUGCCGACGGGCCGGCGAGGCGUUCGUCUAUCUUCUGAUGGACCCGAAAAUCCUGGGUUCUGAUCUUUCGAAAGCAACUUUUCAAAAUUUCAUCGAUUCAAUCUUCUACGUCGGCAAAGGGUGCAAGGUAAAAAGUUCGAUCCGGUUGGGAUGAAGAAUUGGAAUAAUUUAGUAAUUUUUUCGUUGAAUUUCAACGAUUUAGCAUACUUUCUACAUAUAUAUAUAAGAACAUUUCCGUUUUAAUUUUUUUUCGGAACUGUUUUUUUAACGGAAUUCACCUCUUUUGCAUCCAUUGUCUUUUUUGUAUUGUGCUUUUUUCCAAAGGAAAUGUUGAAAAGUUUGUUCGAAAAUUUAAAAAACGCAUAGACCCAAAAAGUCGUGAAAAAUAAACGAGUAAUUCCAAUCUCUCUUUAGGGAUUUCAGUGGAUUCGAAAGAAUUUUGAGCAGAUUUUACAGAGUAUUCAGCUCUUUUUGAGAAUUCGUAAAUAGUUAUCAUUUUCCUAGCAAUAAAAUUAUACUCAAUAAACAAAGAAGAAUACAGAAUCAAUCAAAAAGUGAUAAACUAAAUCAAAAGGAUUUUUUUUCAGCUACGCCCUCUCGCCCAUAUGUGCGAAACGAAGCAACUGCGGGACCAGAAUUCCACAUUACUUGUAAACAAAACAUUAUAUCCUCUAAAAAGCUACGCUUUUUUUUAGAACCAACAAAAAAAGCUGUUAAAGAUCAGCAGCAUUUGGGACGCCGGAAUGGGCGUGGCAAAGAUGGAAAUCGGUGAGAAAAACGACUUGAUAGACUUUUAUAACUUUUUUUCCUUCUGGAAGGAAUAAGAAGGAGUUUUUCAUAGAUGAGAUAAUUAAACGGAUAAGUCUGAAAGAUGUUCGAAAAACGAAUUUUCAAAAAAUGGUUGAUUUUAAGUACUAAGAAAACGAAAAUGUAUAAGAAAAUUGCCUUCAAGGAUUUUGAGUUCAUUAAAAGGACAUGGAAUGACGAACGAAGAGGCGCACAUCCGCGAAUCGGCCCUCAUCGAGGCGAUAAUGCUUCGAAAUCUCACCAACAUCAAGGUUUCUCUUAUUUUCAAUUGAAACUUCUCACAAUGUUCCCAAAAAAACGGCGGAUCAGAUCUGUGGGCGUGGUUAAUUGCAACUGCGGCACGGCUUAUUGCAAAAGGGGCGCAGGAAAAAGAGCCAACUCUUGUGGAUUUAGUGAAUAUGAAAAUAGCAUUCAAUAAUGUUUUUUCUAGGAUUCUGCAAGUUUUUAAAGGAUUUGUAUGAAUUUUGAUCAAUAAUGAACCUAGAGGAAUGAAAAAUAACUUUUGCAAAAGGAGUUAUGUCCCAAAUUUUUUUUUUCCGAGGGAGUUUCUUCUCCGAAUUGUUAUCGGAACCCGCUCAAUUUAUUUUUCAGAAAGGCCACCACUCCAUCACUCGGCGAUAUCGCUACAGCAAAACGGAGCAAGCCGAAUUCGGCUCUUUUAUUUUGUACAAGUCAGCUUUCCAUUUUUCGCCUGAAACUAUGAAACUCUGGAAAUAUGUUUUGUUCAUAUCACUCUGUUAUUUUAGAAUCCUCGGAACGAAAGAAUACGUAACCGUGUUGAAUUUUCAGCGCUCUGAAGGUUCUGAGAGCUCAAGAAGUUCGACUGAUCUACCCCGAAGGACUCGAGAAAAUAAGAUACACCGAGAAAGAGAAAGAAGAAGGGAAAGGUCGGAAAGAGAAGAAGAAGAGCAAGAAGCGGCAGUCGAAGCGAGUUUUGUCCGUGGCCGAGACUUCAGAAGAUGAAGACGACGAUGAUCUUUCGGAAUGCGAAGCCGACGACGACGCCGACUGCGAGUAG